AAAUAUAUUAAAAUAACACUAGAAAACAAUACGAGUUAAUGCAAUCUCGCAAAUACCAGUGAUUGCCCAUGACCUAGUUGACAGCUUCUAUUGAGUAGCGUGCUUUUUCUUUUAUUUUUGUCUUUGACUCAAAUUUUAGAAAUUAGAAGACCCUAGAAAAUAAGCAAUUCAUCAUGUCUUGAUCAUAUAAAUAGCUGCAGAAGCAAUAGCAAAGUCAAUCUUGUGACUCUUGUUUAAGCUACAAAGUAUGGCUGACAUCCAAGGCUACUUGUUGAUCUUCUAUAUUUGGCUAGCUUCUUGCAUAUUUCUCUGGUUUCUAUUCAGAAACAGAACGAAUUCUCGCCUUCCUCCAAGCCCGUUUGCUUUACCAAUCAUCGGUCACCUUCACCUUCUUGCUCCGAUUCCUCACCAGGCACUCUUCAAACUUUCAAACAGGUAUGGACCAUUGAUCCACAUAAUGCUUGGCUCUGUGCCUUAUGUUGUUGUUUCAUCACCUGAAAUGGCCAAAAAAUUCUUAAAAACUCAUGAAACAUCCUUUCUAAAUCGACCACAAACAGCUAUUGUAGACUACUUGACUUAUGGAUCCCAAGACUUCUUAUUUGCACCUUAUGGACCUUAUUGGAAAUUCAUGAAAAAAAUAAUCAUGUCUGAACUCCUUGGUGGUCGUACAUUAGACCUGCUUCUUCCUGUAAGACGCGAUGAAAUAAGAUGUUUCGUCGAGUUAUUGUUACAAAAGGCUAAAGCAGGGGAGACAAUAGAUGUAGAAGCUGAGCUUCUGAGGGUUACAAAUAAUGUAAUUUCAAGAAUGCUAAUGAGGGAAAGGUGUUCGGAAAAUGAAAAUGAAGCUGGGAGUGUAAAGAAACUGAUUCAAGAGAUAGCUGAACUCUCUGGGAAAUUUAACCUGUCGGAUUAUAUUUGGUUUUGUAAGAACUUAGAUUUACAAGGUUUUGGAAAGAGAGUCAAGGAUCUUCGCGCAAGGUUUGAUCAGAUGAUCGAGAGGAUCAUCAAGGAACACAACGAGGUAAGAAGGACGAGAUAUCAAAGCAACGAUGGAAGUGAAUUCGUGAAAGAUCUUCUUGAUAUUCUUCUCGAUAUAGCAGACGAUGAACACGCAGAGAUGAGACUGACAAGAGAGCACAUCAAGGCUUUCAUUCUGGACAUAUUUGCUGCUGGCACUGAUACCUCAGCACUCACAACAGAGUGGGCACUUGCAGAGCUGAUUAACCAUCCAAGCAUUAUGCAGAAAGCAGUAGAAGAAAUCGAUACUGUUAUUGGAAAGAACCGACUUAUUGAAGAAUUAGACAUCACAAACCUCCCCUAUCUUCAAGCCAUAGUUAAAGAAACUCUGAGACUACAUCCUACUACUCCGAUAAUUGGUAGAGAAUCAAGUCAAGAUUGUUCCAUUGGAGGCUAUCAUAUACCGGCAAAGACCGGACUAUUUGUCAAUGUUUGGGCUAUUAAUAGGGAUCCAAACUAUUGGGAAAAUCCACUUGAAUUUAAACCAGAAAGAUUUCUCAGUGAAGACGGGAACACAAGAGGUCAAUUGGAUGUCAGGGGCCAGCACUACCAGUUUCUUCCGUUUGGGAGCGGGCGAAGAAGUUGUCCUGGAACUUCAUUAGCAUUGCAAGUAGUUCAAACAAGCCUUGCUGUCAUGAUUCAGUGCUUUGAAUGGAAGGUUAGUGGUGGAGUGAAUGGUAAAGUGGACAUGGAAGAGGGAACUGGCUUCACUCUUCCUAGAGCUCAUCCUUUGAAUUGUAUUCCAGUGGCUAGGCUUAAUCCAUUUCCAUCAAUGUAAUAACAAGGAAAUACCCAGUUUAGAUUGUUGUUGGAAAUGUACAAUCUCCACCCAAUCUUUACUUCAUGUAAGUGACAUCUUGCAAGUGUACUCUAACUAUAAUAAUUUGGCGAGAGGAAGCAAAAGAUUUACUGAAAAAUAAUGAACUGAAUAUAUACACAAGAUAAUAAC
Molecule: messenger RNA, 1966 nt
Organism: Nicotiana attenuata
Lineage: Eukaryota; Viridiplantae; Streptophyta; Magnoliopsida; Solanales; Solanaceae
Product: cytochrome P450 93A3-like
Exons: 2
Coding region: 248-1795 (515 amino acids)
Molecular function (GO): monooxygenase activity; oxidoreductase activity, acting on paired donors, with incorporation or reduction of molecular oxygen; iron ion binding
Source: RefSeq, a predicted model, not a curated record